AUGUCAGAGCCAGGCCCCGAGUCUAUCCCUACAAGCGCAGACCCGCGCAGCAAGAGACCUGUCAAACGUCGCGCAGUCACCCCGCUCAGCGAACAGGCAUCGCAAAUCGAGCAUCUCUUCCGCGACCCAAACAAAGAAAUCAGAAUUCCCGACCCGUCGAAACAACGAACCUCAGCAUCGCUCGCUCCCCCGCCAGAGAUUGUUGCGAAUGUCCAAGGUUCUUCGGCUGGUGCAGGCUCCGGCGAAUUCCACGUCUACAAGGCGAGUCGCAGGAGGGAAUACGAGCGUCUGCGCUUGAUGCAGAUUGAACAGGCACUAAGGCGGACAGAGAAUGGCCAAAAGGACGAGGAGGAUCAGGCGAUGCCCGUGGAUGGGGCUGAUCAGUCUACUGAAACACCAGGAGUGAUCAUUCACGAGGAUUGA
Molecule: messenger RNA, 423 nt
Organism: Aspergillus thermomutatus
Lineage: Eukaryota; Fungi; Ascomycota; Eurotiomycetes; Eurotiales; Aspergillaceae
Exons: 2
Coding region: 1-423 (140 amino acids)
Biological process (GO): negative regulation of protein kinase activity
Cellular component (GO): nucleolus
Molecular function (GO): protein kinase binding; double-stranded RNA binding; protein kinase inhibitor activity
Source: RefSeq, a predicted model, not a curated record